CAUAUCAUAAUCAUUUGUUUACACAUUCCGUUUAUCUCUUUACCUAGAAUUGGAUCCUGAGUAAAAUAUGUAGUAAAGCUUUGUAUAUGGAUAUAUACCUCUCGAAAAACCCAUAUUUGUAGUUGAAGAAGUUGUAUUUUACAGAAGAAAUUAACGAUGUGAAACGAAAAUUUGAUGCGAUGAAACUACUGUGCUUGUUUUUCACCAUAACAAUAUUCGAGAUCGUCAGUUUGAGAACAAUAAUUCCACUGGAACCCAAUUUUCCAUGUCCGAGCUAUUGUAGAUGCGACUAUUUUGAGAAAAUUGUGCAAUGUGUAAAUGCUAAUUUGAGUGAAGUUCCAGAGAAAAUCGAUACCAAUGUCACAUUUUUCACUUUAUCUCACAACAACUUCAAUGGGAUACCACUGGGCAUAACGAAUUUAAAAAACUUAUAUUUUCUGGAUCUAUCCUAUAACCCUGAUAUAACUGUCGUUGAAGUGAACUUCAAACAUCCAUCCCUGAGGAAUCUUCACAUGAAAAGAUGUUCCAUCAAUUACAUCGAUAAUAGCAUUUUCCGAGGAUUUCCCGACUUGGAAAUCCUGAAUCUGUCUGGUAAUCCGAUAGCCUUCGUCAACAAUACCCUAGAUUCACCGUCCUUGAAAACCUUAGUUUUAAGUGAUUGCAGAUUGAAAUACCUGAAGCCUGAUGCAUUUUCGAAACUGACAUCUCUAUCAUUUUUAUCACUGGCUGAAAAUUCAAAUAUGAAGCAGUGUCACAGUGAGUCAGAAAGCUUGCUGACAUUGGAUUUGUCCAACUGCAGCUUAGAACAUCUACCUACUGGGCCUCUGAAGAAAGUUGUGGAUUUGGAUUUGCGUGAAAAUAAUAUUCAGAUGUUGAGAAACAAGAGUUUCGCCCAUAUAACCAGUGUGGAAACGUUGAAUAUAUCUUUCAACGCUAUCAAAUCCAUCGAAACCAAUAGUUUUUCACGGCUGGACCGUAUAAUAGUGCUCGACCUUUCAUACAACAGAUUAACAACUAUAGAAAAAACAACGUUCAAGAAGAACGAGAGGCUGAAGUCCUUGUAUUUGUCACACAACUACCUCAGAAAGAUCAAGGGAAUUUCCAGUGAUAGCUUGGAAUUGCUCGAUUUGAACUUCUGUGAAAUAAAUUCUUUGACGCAAUAUUCCUUGACGAAUCUUCCUGCAUUGACUGAAUUGCACUUAGUUCGUAAUCAAAUAUCACACAUACCCGAUAAUAUAGAGGCACCACACUUGGUUUACUUAGACAUAAGUUAUAACGACAUUAGUUCCUUGAACAACGCUACCUUCGCCUCAUUGAGGUCCUUGAGAUUUCUCGUUUUAUCCGGGAAUAAGCUCACCACUCUAGAUCCCAAAUUCUUUCCACAAGUGAUCGAUUUAUCAAUCGAAGAUAAUCCCUGGUUGUGUGACUGCGAGGCUUUGCGUCAAAUCUACUUUUGGAUGAUAAGAACAGACCAGAAUAUGAAGAAGCUCAGAUGCCAGUUACCUGUGAAACUGGAGGGUCUUACAUGGGAAGCGGCGUGCUCCAGCACUUGGUCCAAAUUGAACCACCCCAAAGCGAAUGUAUGGAUGUACAGCCUUUCAUUUUUCAUCACUGUCGCAGUUCUCAUUUUCCUGGUAUACGUCUCGAAAAAACUAGAUCAGCGAAGAAAAAUUCAGGCCGACCAGCAAGCUGCCGAAAGGCUAGCACUCGAGAGGGAAGAAUUCGUUCAAAGGCAGGAGAGAAGAGCACGUCUUCGACAUCUAGUAGAACAAGAGGUUUCACGGAACGCUCCAGAUCCAAGGGAAUCCCAAGGACCACCAACAUACAACGAAGCUCUUAUGUUACCAAGGCUUGAUGCCUCCCACCCAAGCUUAGCAGGUAGUUUACACAGUUUCUCAUCCAUGAGCAACAGCAAUCCGGAUGUUUCAAAAAGGAGGAGACCCAGAAGGAAGCGAAGAAAAAAAUUAUCAGCAUCACAGCCCGAGGUAUCGUCUAACCCUAACCUUACAGAAGGGGAACUAGAUUUAACAGACAUUGAAGGACAACAGGGCAAUGUAGAAUUAGAGGAAAGUAGUUUUUAAAUUAAAAAAAAAUAAUGCAAAUCGAAACCUAACUUGUUGCAUUGGAAUAUCAGUCGAUGUAUCAGUAUUAUGUAGAGAAUCGAUAUGAUCAGGGAUAAUUUUUGUACUGAAAAUUUUUAUAUUUGUUCAAUCUAAUAUAUAUGUUAUAAAAUGCUAUAAUAAAAUGUUGUAGUACAAA
Molecule: messenger RNA, 2259 nt
Organism: Coccinella septempunctata (seven-spotted ladybird)
Lineage: Eukaryota; Metazoa; Arthropoda; Insecta; Coleoptera; Coccinellidae
Product: carboxypeptidase N subunit 2
Exons: 2
Coding region: 180-2081 (633 amino acids)
Molecular function (GO): protein binding
Source: RefSeq, a predicted model, not a curated record